Messenger RNA from Didymodactylos carnosus, 527 nucleotides. Lineage: Eukaryota; Metazoa; Rotifera; Eurotatoria; Philodinida; Philodinidae. The record is from the annotation of a GenBank genome assembly.
AACAACAAAAUAAUUCAACAUCACAACAACAAACAAAUAAUAGUAUCACACCAUUACAACAAAAUUCUAUUACUAAUAAUCAUCAUCUUAUUCCAAAUCAACAAUUACGUCAUAAACUUCUCGAAAUGAUUAAUGAUCGACAAUUAGAAUAUGCAUGUCUAAAUGCUCUUGGUGAAAUACAGCGACCAUUAGAGCAACCUCAACCAUCAAUUACAUUACCAUUAAUUCCACCGACCCCAACAGUAGCCAAAAAAUCACCGUUUUAUAUACAUAUGUUUGAAACUGGAAAACAAAUAACAUUAAAAGACUAUCAUUUAUUAAUGACUGAUAAACAACCACAAAGACUUCUAAUAAAAGAAGCUUUAGCUAUAAAAAGCUUAAAUCCCAUUCUAAAUAAGACAGUUGCAUCAACACCCCUCUACAUUUAUCCACCAGGUAUACCCUCAACCUUUAUACCUGAUCCUGGAGGUUAUAGGAAAAAGAAUCGAAAAAUUUUUAACACAAAAACCGCAAUAGACAUUCCAUAG